UUAUUUGUUUUAAUAAUUGUGAAUCUGCGUAAUCCGUAAUCUGCGACUUUUUUUCAGCAAAGACAGAGUUGGACAGAAUAUGACACUAACAGACAUAAAUGGCUACGUUUAUUUUAAUUGGCUCCAUUAUUACACUUUUCUGUAUUUCUGCAAACAAGUCGAAUUAAAGUAGCCUCUGAUUUUAAAGUCAUACACGCAUUUAUUGGAUUCACAUUCAAAAUCACUUAAAAAUAUUGUAAAAUGUACAGAAAACACAUUUCAGCUUGACAAAAUAAUCACAACUUUUUUUUUUUAAAUCAGGCAUUAAACUGCACUUCAUGACAUUUUUUGUGUCACGGAUAUUUUAGCCUUUUUUUUGGUAUGUUUACAUUUUUUCAGCAACUGGUUGCACUUUAUAUUCUGUUCCUUUUUACUUACAGCACUUUAAUCCUGUUCACUUAUGACUGUAAUUACUGGACAGUAGAGCAAAGCUUUAUCUACACUUUAUAGCUCAUAAAACUCCCGAGCUUUAAAAAGACAAGCUGAACAGUGCUCUAGAAGCAAGAAGGUUUAGAAGAGAAGACUGCACUAAAAGCGAAGCAGCAAUGGCUCAAAACGUUGAAGCAAAAGUAGUGAUAGUAGGCAGUGGGAUAUCAGGAAUAGCUGCGGCACACAAGCUUGUUAAAGCUGGAUUUCAGAAUGUGAGGAUACUGGAAGCGACUUCAAGAAGUGGAGGACGAAUUAAAACAGACAAACUGGGCAAUACUAUGAUAGAGAUAGGUGCAGCUUUUAUCCACGGUCCAUCUCAGAAGAACCCUGUGUUUUGUUUGGCCCGUGACUUUAACCUCUUGGAUCCUAAAGCCCUGACCCCUGAGAACCAGGCUGCACAAGUUGAUGAAUACCCUCCUCAGGUUCCRAACUGGUUCAGUAGUUCAGGUGAGAAGCUGGAUCCUGAGCGUAUGGAACCUGCUAUGGUGUUGUUUCAUGAGCUCAUAGAUAACACUCCCCAGUCGAAAGUUUACAAAAAACGAUCCUGGCACAGUGUUGGUGAUUUCAUAAGAUCAGAGAUACGAAGGCGAGCAGCAAAGAGGUGGAAAGGUAAAGAUAAGAACACCAGACGGCUGUUGCUGGGGGCCGUUAACACCAUGCUGAAGGAGGAGUGCUGUGCAAGUGCAACACCUUCAAUGGAUGCAUUAGACUUGGGUGGAUUUUCUCUGUACCAGCAUAUAAAAGGGAUAGACUGCACCUUCCCAAGUGGUUUUGAGGGUUUAAUCGACAACUUGAUGUCAGAGCUCCCCGCUGAUAUUGUGACCUACAAUCGUCCUGUGCYCUGUGUUCACUGGAACAACAGCGAAAGCGGAGUUAAUCCUGUGACCGUUCUUUGUGACGAUGGGGAGAAGAUUCCUGCUGAUCAUGUUAUUGUCACCGUGUCUUUAGGUUACCUGAAGAAGCACCACUCAACCCUAUUCUCGCCUCCUCUUCCACCUCAGAAGUUGCAGUCCAUUGACAAACUGGGCUUUGGGACAUGUGAUAAAAUCCAUGUUGAGUUUGAGUCUCCAUGGUGGGAUGCUGACUGCGAGAUCAUCUAUCUGGUGUGGGAUGAUGAGGAGAAUAUUUCAGACCAGGUGUCGGAUUUAAGCAAAGACUGGAUAAGGAAGAUCUCCUCAUUCAGUGUGCUCCAACCCUCUGAAAGUGGCAGUCAUGUUCUCUGUGGCUGGAUUUCGGGCUAUGAGGCAGAGUAUAUGGAGAAACUUCCUGAGGAGGAAAUCAGGCGUUCUAUCACGGAGCUCGUCCACGUCUUUACAGGAGACCGCACCAUCACGCCAAAGAGAAUCGUGUGUACCAAGUGGUUUCACGAUCCCUGGACCUUAGGAUCCUACAGUCACCUAACUGUGGGCUGUUCUGCGCAGAACAUCAGGAACAUGGUGGAACCGCUGCCCAAGAGACGAGAGAAGACACAGCCCCUGCAGGUGCUGUUUGCUGGGGAAGCAACUCAUUCCUUCUACUUCUCCACAGUCCAUGGAGCGCUUCUGACUGGGUGGAGAGAAGCUGACAGACUCAUCUCACACUAUUCUUCUAGCAGCUCCCACUCCUGAAGCCACAAAGUUAAAUGUUAAAUACCUGCUCAACUAAUUAGAUUUGUUUAAUUGCUAUUUUAAAUGAGGCYUUACUGGAGAGUCGUCUGUUUUUUGUUUACCAAUGGAGUGUCUAGCUUUUUUUCCUUCUAUCACCCACCUUUACUGUAAUAAAUAUAGGGUUCUGUAAAUAGUUCAAUAAAAACAUGCAGGUCAUGGUAGUUUCUUUAGAAAAUAGUCAGCAGGCAGAGGCAAAGUUCAAAACAGGCAAUAUUUUCCCUGCCUUUUUUUCCCCAUUGUUUUCCCCUCAGCAGGUGGGAACCUUAGGAAAUUGACAGCAGGAACAUCUUUACAUGUUUAACUGUACAAAGUGCUAAAAGCAACAGGAAAAUGGAGCUCAUCAACAUUUUUUUUGCAUUUUGUAGACACUAAAGCUUAAGCCGCUAUUGUUUGAUGUGGCAAAUCAACUUGUGAGAAAUGAACUUUGAACUAGACCCUACUCUGAUUUUAAUGGGCACAAAAAAUAGUGAUCAAUAAAUCAAAUGUUUUUAUAAUCCUUUUUUAACCACCAAUUAAACACCUACAGUGCAUAUUCAAGAUUGAUCCUAGCUGGAUUUGAAACAAAUAAUAUAUCUUUUUUUCAGAUUUAUUCAAACAAACUUUGCUAGUCAGUCAGAUUAGGUGUUUUCCACAAUUUAGAGAGUAAAGACUGUACUUUUUAUAGAUGUACGUGAAAAAAUGGAAAUGGAAAACCUCUAAGGAUAAAAAUGUAAUUUGCUUGAUAUAAAAUUUGAGAAAGAAAAAUGAAUGCAUAAAAUCAGGCAGAAAUCAAUAAACUUGCUAAUCCUUA
Austrofundulus limnaeus is the source of this 2904-nucleotide messenger RNA. Its product is annotated as peroxisomal N(1)-acetyl-spermine/spermidine oxidase. Gene Ontology annotation, biological process: spermidine catabolic process. Lineage: Eukaryota; Metazoa; Chordata; Actinopteri; Cyprinodontiformes; Rivulidae. The record is from RefSeq and is a predicted model, not a curated record. The transcript has 10 exons. Bases 585 to 2075 code for a protein of 496 amino acids. Gene Ontology annotation, molecular function: polyamine oxidase activity.